This is a messenger RNA of Rhopilema esculentum, 1638 nucleotides long. RefSeq names its product transmembrane prolyl 4-hydroxylase. Gene Ontology annotation, molecular function: iron ion binding; calcium ion binding; procollagen-proline 4-dioxygenase activity. Gene Ontology annotation, cellular component: endoplasmic reticulum. Lineage: Eukaryota; Metazoa; Cnidaria; Scyphozoa; Rhizostomeae; Rhizostomatidae. Gene Ontology annotation, biological process: peptidyl-proline hydroxylation to 4-hydroxy-L-proline. The record is from RefSeq and is a predicted model, not a curated record.
AAAACACGACCGGUGACGUAUGACGCGGACGUAACAAUAAACAUCUCGUGGCAAUCUUCCUGAUCUAAUGUAAGCAUACUACGGGCAGAGCUUUAGUAAAGAGGCUUGAAGAAAUCGAAGCAAUGAACAAAUUGGAAACGUUUGGAUUCGUCAUAUCAAUUCUUAUUUCUUUAUAUUUGGUUCGAGAAGUCAGGGAACUGAAGAAUGCUACGUUGCAAAGGGGAGAAGAAAGACCAACAGAGGACAAGAAACCCGAAAAUGUCACGGAUGAAACAGAAAAUGGAGGAUUAACAAGACUGCAAGGAUUUAGGGUAGGACACGAACAAAAGGUUGAUAUUGGUAAUGGAAGAACACUUACUUUGAUCACAAGAGCCUUGCGACCUCUUACGUUUGAAAUUCCAAAUUUUCUUAAUGACGAUGAAAUUGAAUAUAUGGUGAACAAAGCAAAGCAACAAAAUUUAAUAACAAGUGAAGCAAAGUCUGGACUCGAUAAAAAAUUUGUCUACGUUAAAAAUGAAGGGAGAAAGAGGGCUCAACCUUACUGGGAUAAUUUUCAGUUUUGGGAUGUCAAUAAUGAUGGUAUUAUUGAUAUAGAAGAGCUAACAUCAGGAAUGCCAAGGGUUAUCGUCUUUGUCACACCAGAUGAAGAAGAAGUCACUAAUGUGUUUACAGAAAUCUUUCCUGUAGAAUUAGAAGAUGGUGUCAUAACAGAAGAUGAAUGGGCUACCAUGGAUACUGUGCACAUAGAAGACAAAGUCAAUUAUUGGUUUGCUGAGGACCCAAGGUUCAUGGCUAGACAUAGCGAACAAACGUGGCUUGGUUGGGAAAGGGAAGGCAUUCUGGCUGAUCUCCGUCAAAGAGUAGUGAAAUUAACAAAGUUGCCAAAAAAGAUUGUUUAUGGUGGAGAAUCCAUUCAGGUUGCUCACUAUUACCCAAAAGGACAUUAUCACGCGCAUUUUGACAGUGAAACGCAUUUACGCUCUGAUCUGCCAUGUUGUCACCAGAUUAAAGCUGAAGUGGAUGGCUCUGGAAAAUGCAUUAUAUGCAGACUCAUUACUAUUAUGACAUAUAUGAAUGACGUAGAAGAAGGUGGCGAAACGGCAUUUGUUUAUGCUGACAAUAAAACAUACACAGCAACGGUGGUUUCUGAAAAGUGCAAUCUGUCACUUCGCUGCAAAGAUGCAAACCUAGUGAUGAAACCAAAGAAGGGGACAGCAGUAUUCUGGUACAACCACUACGUCGACAAUGAAUCAAACUAUCUGGGAGAACGUGAUGGACUAAGUCUGCAUGGGGGAUGUGACGUAAUCAAGGGAGAGAAAUGGAUCAGCAAUAUUUGGCUGACAGCUCCAUACAAGAACCAUAAGCACUUGCCCAGUAUUUACGCCACAGAAUUUUGAAGAAGAGGAAAGUUGGCUUUCAUUUCACGUGUCGAUUCACAAGUCCCGCAUAAUUUUUGAUCCGACAAUGUUUUUAAAUUUCGGAAGUUUGUUUGCGCUCAAAAAAACAUCUUUUUAUGGAUAGUAAGAGAAUGUAGCGACUAAAAUCAUCAACUUCGUAGAAUAUCAAUUGUUUUGACUUCAAAUUAUCAAAGCUUUCCAGUUUUUGACAGCUCUGUAAAUGCCCUAUAUAGAAAUAUUA